AUGGCCGAACAACUCCUGUCCGGGAGCAGGCAGCAGGAGGAGACUGACUUUGCGAAGCGACAUCUAGCUGCGCUCGGUACACAGAAGGUGAAAUAUCCAGGGACCUAUGCACUGCCAGUAGCGCAACGUGCCAAACGAGCUCCCAUCGUCGACAUCCCUCUCUGUCCGCCGCCGGAGCCUAUCAGAUCUAGUGCCAGCACAUCAGGCACACUCUCGCUGACGAUCAAGUCGCUCAAGCCAUCGCUCAGCUUCACCGUAGAGGCCAAACCGACAGAGACCGUCGCAGAGCUCAAAGCGCAGCUCGCAGCUCAAGCUAACGCACCCUCGGCGGACAACCAGCGUCUGCUGCUCAAAGGGAAAGCACUUGCUGACAACAAGCUACUCAAAGAAUACACGAUCGAGACGGGAGCGACGAUCCAUCUGAUGAUCAAGACGCCUGCUGCUUCUGCCAGUAUGAGCUCAGCAACCGACACGACUGCCGCGACGGCCAUCGCCGCCGGUGCCUCGUCUGCCGUUCCUGCCAGUCUGCCCAAGCUCGACACCGACAAGGAGACGAGCAAGCCAUCGUCCGAACUCAAGCCUGCAACUUCAAGAACACACACGCCCUCGUCAUCGCUCUCUGCUGCGCCAAUGACGCCAACGCGAUCAGGCCGACGAACGCACGUCUCCACGCCUUCGCUCACACUGUCUGCGCCUCCACCUGACAUCGCCUUGUCAGCGAGCUCGGGUGGAUACGCGAGCCCGUCGACGAUCCUGGCCCCCGAGCCCAUGCUGUCCUACUCGCCUCACUCGCAGCCGAAGAAUCGAUCGACUGCUUUCCUAGCAGAGGUCGCCUCACCCGAGCUCUGGUCAGAGACCUAUACCUUUCUCGAAGGAAGGUUCAAGGGCGAUGGCGAGUCUGCUCGCAUGGUCUUUGAGCAAUGGUUCUCUGCCUCGAAGGAAUGGCUCACGCCAUCCGAGAUUGCGAAGAUCCGCGAUGCCACUGGCAUCCAUGGCAUGGCUGGCUACUAG
This is a messenger RNA of Mixia osmundae IAM 14324, 1011 nucleotides long. RefSeq lists its product as uncharacterized. Gene Ontology annotation, biological process: ubiquitin-dependent protein catabolic process. Lineage: Eukaryota; Fungi; Basidiomycota; Mixiomycetes; Mixiales; Mixiaceae. The record is from RefSeq and is a predicted model, not a curated record. Gene Ontology annotation, cellular component: cytosol. Gene Ontology annotation, molecular function: polyubiquitin modification-dependent protein binding. The transcript has 3 exons. Bases 1 to 1011 code for a protein of 336 amino acids.